Molecule: messenger RNA, 1896 nt
Organism: Talaromyces stipitatus ATCC 10500
Lineage: Eukaryota; Fungi; Ascomycota; Eurotiomycetes; Eurotiales; Trichocomaceae
Exons: 4
Coding region: 1-1896 (631 amino acids)
Molecular function (GO): nucleic acid binding; zinc ion binding
Source: RefSeq, a predicted model, not a curated record
AUGCAAAAUGGCAGUAAUAAUAAGACCAUUGGGGCCAACGAAUUGGCCAAUUGUGUAUUAGAUAUUAAGUGCUUCAACUGUAACGAGAUGGGUCAUAUUGCAAGGAAUUGUCUAAAACCAGACAAGCAAAAGAAGUCAAAAGAACAGUCUAGGGAUGACUCGCGAGCGAGCUUAAAGGCGCGAAGCUCUGGAAAGAAGGCGCAUAAUAGGCAAAAGCAAAAGCACAAGCACAAGGGACGUGCUAGCAAGGCUGUCGAAACGUCAGACUUAGACAGCAAGAGUAUCAGUGACGCGAGUACAGGAGAGAGUGUUAACUGUGCUUGGAUAAGUGUGAGAUUUGUGGACAUGAUUGAAGAGAAUGAUUGUCAAGAGGUUGAAAUGGUAAAGCGAAUAUCAAAGAGAUUGGAGACAGAUCAAGAUGAGACUAGUGCUAGGAAAGACAAGCCCUGGGUUAUCGAUGGUGGUGCGACACGUUCAUGUUCAGGCAAUAUCGAGUGCUUUCUCGACUUAGACACCUCGUAUAGAGGUUGGUUAGGAACUGCAGGAAAGAGUACGAGGAUUAUGGGAAAAGAAAGAGUAAAGGCGCUGCUAGAAAAUGGAGAUUAUGCCGUUUUAAAUAAUGUUUUGAAGGACCGGAAGACAUUGGCAAUAGGCUAUAAUAUAGGCCGCACAAGUUAUCUUGGCUGGACAGAGUCGCGGGACGCGUUGGUUACGAAGUCAGGACCUAGAGCAGAAGAAAUCGCGCUCCUAACACGUGAAGAACCAGAUUGGGAUAUAAUUCAUAGACAUUUUGGACACCCAGGGAAGCCACAGUUUAAGCGACUGGCUAAGAAACUUGGCCUAGAGUUAUCAAAGGAUUACAAGUUUGACGACGCGACUAGAUUCUUAUGGCUUUAUAUCAUGGAAGAUCGACGUACUGAAACUGUGAUUGGGAUUCUAGAUAUGUGGAUGGUCAGGGAAGAGUUCUUUACACCUGGACAGAAGAAGUGGAAGUCUGCGUAUGAGAUGCUCUAUAAGAAGAAAUUUGACAUUGCAAAACUUAGAGUUCCAUUUUGCAAAGUCUGGUUCCACACUGAGACAAAGGAUAAGCUUGAUCCUAGGGCUCAUGAAGGUGUUUUUGUGGGUUAUACCAAGAGUAGCAGUCAAUAUCUCGUGCUUGAUAGACAAGGGCGAGUACGGAAGGUCACCAACCCAAUCUUCUUAGAAGACGAACGAGGAUUCAUUUCCUAUGAGACAGGAGAGAGAGAAUUUACUCACGACGAGGUUUAUAAUCGUCUCAGGGAGAGAUGCUGCAUGUUCGAUAACAUUAGUGCUAUUCAUAGUGGUUCUAGUAUGCUUAAUCCGACUGUCAAUGCGACUGUCAAUUCAACCAUGAGUCUAAUUACCAAUCACAAAUCAACUACCAAUGUGAAUCCAAGUGUACUCAACCAAAUAGAUAAUGUUGAGGCACCUACUACAGUUGAUGAGUCACAUAGUCAAGAUUCUACUAUGUCGAUUACACUGGAUCUAGCUAAUCCGAACCCGUCCACUACACCUUCAUUACUAGAGGCAUCUCAGCAAGAUACUUUACCAAAGCGACGAUCUGAGCGUAUACGACAACCAACUCAGGCGUUAAUUGAAUCACAGCAAAUAGAGCAGAUAUAUGGCUGGAAAAGUCGUCAAGAAAGACGUCAGGAAGAAAGGGAAGCAAGUAAAGUAUCAACAGGUUCUUCCCAAGUCUCUCAUGAGGAGACACGUCUACGAGAAACAGCCAAUUUAGCAGUUACAAUAGAAUUUCUACUAGGCGAAAAUGAUGAGUUUGCUUUACAAGUUGAUAAGUGGCUUGAAGGGGAGAAAAUUCCUAUAUUUAAAACUUAUAAGGAAGCUGUGAAGCAUCCAAUUUAUGGAUCUAGAUAG